Lucilia cuprina (Australian sheep blowfly) is the source of this 2047-nucleotide messenger RNA. RefSeq names its product probable serine hydrolase. Lineage: Eukaryota; Metazoa; Arthropoda; Insecta; Diptera; Calliphoridae. The record is from RefSeq and is a predicted model, not a curated record. The coding region runs from base 926 to 1858 and encodes 310 amino acids. The transcript has 2 exons.
AAAUCAUUCAGAAUCUUUGCAAAAUAUAAAAUCAAAACUGAUUACUAUCUCAUUACUGCACUGUACAGCAAUAAACUUGACAAGUUAGUGAAGCCGUAAUAAAUAGAUAAAUGUUACAAAAUUUCCAAUAAUCUAUCUUAUUGCGUUUGUGUGGGGAAUUUUUAUCAAUAUGACAAAAAAAAGAUUUAUUAUAGCAAAGAUAAUUAUGUAUAAUUAUAAAUUAAAGAAAAUUAUAUAGAAACAAUUUUGCGGCAAGAAUGAGAAUUUACAUAACUCAAUUAUAAUUAUCACAAAAAAUCUAAAAAUUGAUUAUAUACUUUUUGCAAAAUUUGAGGAUUCUAGCUGAAAUAGCUUCCCGAAUGUACGAAUCUUAGUAUUUAAUUCAUAUGGGAGGUUCUUCGUCUAAUAAGUAAUUUAGUUAGUUAGUUAGAAAUAGAAAAGAGCGCACAACAGGCACAAUGGGGAUAUAGGCGUCGAAGUAACUCGACGUCGAAGUAACUCGAAGUAACAUCGACUAACCAACUAACUUUCCACCUAACGGAGGCAUACUACCAAAAAAGUAACUUAAAUAACUAUUAUAAUCAUAAUUAUAAAAGUACUUUUUAAAUUGCAUUUCUGUACAAUUUCAAAGAGAAGUUUAAUUUCUCUGAUUCAAUUUUAUUACACAAAUGUAAAUAUUUAAGAGAAUAAUUAUGCAUUCAGCUAAUAUAUGUUUUAAUAAUAAAUUAUUUUAUAUUUAGUUUGCAGCCUCUUUAGUUUUAGUUCAAAGAACACACUACUCAUAAGCGAGUUAAUACUUUUCAUUGAUUUCUGUUGACAAGACUUUAAAAAUUUUAUAAAAAAAAUUAACAAAUUACUUAAAAACAAAUACAUGUUUGCAGAAUUAAUAAAAUACAAUCUCAGAGUAUGAUUUUGAAUUUUCAAAAUGUUAAGCAAUGAAGAUAUACUCAUCAGUGUCCCCUGGGGCCAUAUAGCUGGACGUUGGUAUGGAAAUCGCAGUGUAAGACCCAUACUAGCUUUACAUGGUUGGCAAGAUAAUUUAGGAACCUGGGAUAGACUUAUUCCCCUAUUACCCCAGCAUAUAGGAAUAUUGUGUGUAGAUUUUCCUGGUCAUGGUAGAUCCUCCAAAUAUCCGAAUGGCAUAACAUAUCAUAUGAUUGACUAUGUGGACACAAUUCUAUUAAUUAUGAAAGAAUAUAAUUGGAAGAAAGUAUCCAUAUUAGGUCAUUCUUUGGGAGGUAUUAUAGGUUUUAUAUACACCUCACUAUAUCCUCAAACAGUUGAUAUGCUCAUACAGUUAGACAUUAUAAUGACACCGAUAAGAAGUCCUGAUUACAGAAUAAGAAAAUUGAUAAUGGGUACAGAAAAACUCUUAAUUGAAAAUGAACGUUUAGAAAGAUUAAAUUUCGAAGAACCUCCUUCAUAUUCCUAUGAAGAAUUAAAAGAAAAACUAUAUUUAGGUUCUAACAAAUCAAUUGAGAAAGAAAAUUGUAAAUAUUUACUUAAUCGUAGUAUUAAUGCUUCUCUAAUGAAUCCAGGAAAAUAUUAUUUUUCACGUGAUGGUCGCAUAAAAUAUUAUCAUGAAUUCAAUCCUACUCUAGAAUUAAUUCAAAUUAUGACUAAACGUUUGAAAAAUGUCAAUCAUUUGGUGAUUAAGUUUAAUAAAUCUGAUUAUAUAGAAAAUUUCAUGUUAGAUUUAGUUCGCAGGAACCAUCUAAAUAUGGAGUUUAACGAAGCAGAAGGUACCCAUCAUGCGCAUUUGAAUAAUCCCACUGAAGUGGCAGCUAAAAUUGUACCAUUUAUUUUGAGAUUUAUGCCAGAAACGGGUACAACUACAAGAAUGCAAAGUAAAUUAUAAAUGAUAAUCAUAUUUUUUGUUUAUAAAAUAAAGCAAUAAAUAAAUAAAAAAAUAAAUAUUUUUGAAAUGUAUAUUAAAUUUUGAUAUGGAUUAUAAUAUUUUUCUUAGUGUAUAUUUAAGUGUUUUGUUUAUAAAAGAGCACACAACAACCUUUGAACGAACGUUUACUGAACAAUUAAAAAAACAUGC